AUGGUUGACAAGCAAUACAUCGAGCCGGGCGAAACAUUUGUGGCGCAUCAGAAUGAUCCCAGUGGGCAUAUUCCAAAGCUUAAACAGACUUUUCAAGAUUAUAUCGAUACUUCUAGUCCAAAAGGGUUACUUUAUUUAAUAGAUUCCUCCCAUAACUUAUUAAUUUACAACGCUGACAGUAAUACCAAGGAAAAACAAAUUUUGGAGACUCCAGAACCACUAGACUACGGAACAUGUAUGGCUCAGCUUCCAAAUGGUAAGUUAUUCUUUUACGGCAGAUACCAAGGCUCGGGGAUUACUUUGCUUAUUGAUGAAAAUUGAUUAGUUCACAAAUUGCCAUCUGGAAAGCCUUGUAGAUGAUCUUCAGCUAUCUUUUUCAACAAUAGUAUCUAUUGUUUUGGAGGAAAGGAUCAAAAUGAUCAUCGUUUACCCCUAUCUCGUAGAUUUGAUUUGGAUGAAAAUUGAUGGAUUGAACUAACUCAAAUGCCACAAGCUUGUUUUAAUUGCGACAGUGUAAUUUUUAAUAGAAAUAUUUUGAUUUCUGGAGUUUCUAUUAAAAAUCUUUUGCUGUAUUCAAUUGAUACUGACUCUUUCUCUACAAUUCCUUAUGAUUUUGCAAAAAAUAAAAGAAAGAUCCUGAUAAAUGCAGAAAAGAAAUUGUACUUGAUUGAGAGUCGGAAUCGGUCGAUCUAUGAAAGCGAUAUUGAAAGCUACACCAAUUGGAGAAAAAUUGGAGACUCGCCAAUUGAUAUUCAUCCUUUUCAAGUGUAUUGAACGCAUAAUAAAGGAGAAAUAUGUAUUGGGUGCAUAAACUAUGCAUCAUCUGAAUACUACUUCAAAUUUGAUCUUGAUAAAAAAACGUUGGUUAAAUUAGAAUAA
Molecule: messenger RNA, 879 nt
Organism: Blepharisma stoltei
Lineage: Eukaryota; Ciliophora; Heterotrichea; Heterotrichida; Blepharismidae
Source: the annotation of a GenBank genome assembly